Messenger RNA from Cyprinus carpio (common carp), 2185 nucleotides. RefSeq names its product aralkylamine N-acetyltransferase 1 (gene aanat1). Gene Ontology annotation, cellular component: cytoplasm. Gene Ontology annotation, biological process: circadian rhythm; response to light stimulus. The record is from RefSeq and is a predicted model, not a curated record. Gene Ontology annotation, molecular function: aralkylamine N-acetyltransferase activity. NCBI's taxonomy places the organism in Eukaryota, Metazoa, Chordata, Actinopteri, Cypriniformes, Cyprinidae.
AAAUAAGCUAUUUACAUUUUUAUCAAUUUAAUGGACUGAAUUAAAGUAUUUAAUUUCUUAAAAUCUUAAUGACCCCAAACAUUUAAAUGGUAGCCUACUGUAGGCUAACCUAUAAUAGUCCUCAUUAUAAGCACAAAAUAAUAAUCAACUUUAAUAUUCAGUGAAGACGAUUAGAUUACAUUUAAUUUAUUGAAUGCGGUAAUGGACCCGGAUAAUGGGCAGGGGGGCGCUAGCCCAAAAAAGGUUGAGAACCAUUGUUAUAAGGUGUCUAAUCUCGUCCAAUGGUUUGACAACAAUAUCCCUAUCAAACACCCUCACGCGGUUUCAGUGAAUGUGAUUAAUAAUUAAAUGGGGGCCGGUUUAAGGCUUAUGGUGACUUAUGGUUCUUAAGCAGAUGGAAGGGUAUAAAUGCUCUUAGUGCGUCUCUCCGUGAUUCACUUUCGACAAAGCUCUUGGAAAUCAAACAUAUGCGAAGGACAUUUGAAUAUUAUUUAGCCUACUAAUUUAUUUAAACCACCAAAAAGAAUUAAAAACAGCAGAAAUGUCCGUAGUUAGCGCGCUGCCUUUCCUGAAGCCCAUCGACAUGAGAGCUCCGAUCUCCCCCGGCCGCCAGCGCCGGCACACGCUCCCCGCCAGCGAGUUCCGCUCGCUCAACACUGAGGACGCCAUCAGUGUAUUCGAAAUAGAGAGAGAGGCUUUUAUAUCUGUGUCUGGGGAAUGUCCUCUUCACCUGGAUGAGGUCCGGCACUUCCUAACCCUCUGUCCUGAGCUUUCUUUGGGCUGGUUUGAACAGGGGAGGCUUGUUGCUUUUAUCAUUGGAUCACUCUGGGACCAGGACCAUCUUACCACUGAUGCAUUAACCCUUCAUAAGCCUCAUGGGACUACUGUCCACAUCCAUGUGCUGGCAGUCCACCGGACCUUCCGCCAACAGGGAAAAGGAUCUAUCUUGCUGUGGCGUUACCUGCAGUAUCUGCGCUGUCUACCAUAUGUUCGCCGCGCCGUGCUCAUGUGUGAGGACUUCCUGGUGCCUUUCUACCAGAAGUCUGGCUUUAAGGGGCAAGGUCCUUCUGAAAUCACUGUAGGGUCACUUACCUUCAUCGAGAUGUAUUAUCCUAUAAGGGGACAUGCAUUCAUGCGUCGUAACAGUGGCUGUUAAGGGAUCCCUAAUCAUGUAGCUCUUUGGACCUUCAAAAGAAGCAGUGGGUGUGUUGAAGCAGCUUUUGGUUUUGGUCUAGAUAUAGAUAUUUUGUGGUGUUGUGCUGUUUGCAUCUACUUUUGUUAGCCUUGGUCAGCAUAGCAAAAAAUGUUAGAUAUACAUUAAAAAAAUAAUAUAAAAAAAGGCGGGGGUGGUUGGGGGGGUUCGGGGUGGUGCUGGAGGGGUUGGCAGAGCAAACUGUAUCCAAAUCUCUUAUCUAAAAGUGAUGGCUAAAUAUAUACCUUUUUUGUUUUAUAUAUAUAUAUAUAUAUAUAUAUAUAUUCAUGUCAAACCAAUUUUUUUUUUUUUUAUUGCCUCAAAGUCAGGUUAUCUAAUAGGCUAGGUUUAUAUUUAUUAUUAUUUAUUUGUUUUAUAUUUGGUAUGCAUUUCUCUAGAUUUCAUUUUUUUUUUUUUAUUGUGUACAUUUUUAAAUUCAUGACAGAUCUCCUUUUGUGUUGUGAGUUUGGGGGUUAAGGCUGGAAAGAUAAAGUAGUGGUUCAACAGUUAACCGUACUUCUUUAGGCUAGUUUUUGUGUUCAGUGUCUUGUGGCUGCUUUAGAUGUGUGUCUAUUCUGUGGAAGCAUUAAAAUAGCAUCAACUAAACACUUUUCCACUGUGAUCUCUCAUGAAAACAGCCACAAGAGAACAUACAGUGUUGUCUGUUAUGUCUGUGAGUGCCAAUGUUUAAUAUACAAUCCCAUAAACAUGAGAAACUUUUAAUGUGUUGCUUAGGCAUUAGUACAAUUUGAUUUAUAGAUUAGAAUUACUUGUUUACUUGCUUCAUAGCUAAGGAUUGAAGAGUUAAUGUUCGAUGUGCAGAGGUGUUGCAAAACAGAAAUCAUCAAAAAACACGAGAUGAUUAAGACUGUUUCCAUUUGCCUUUCCCUGUAGAAAUCCACCUCCUAUGCCUUUACAGUCUUGAAUCAAGAUGUCUAUGAUUUUGUACAUUUUGUCAGUAAAAAGAAAUAAAGAAUAUAUUUUUCAGAAUGA